AUGGCGGCUGCAAGUUAUCAUGGACGUUUGGCGGAGUUCAGCCCAGGAAUUGACACCGUAGAGGACUAUAAAGAGAGGUUCUUCUUGUAUUGUACAGCUAACUCGAUCGAAGAUGGAGACAAACAGAAGGCCGUGUUCUUGACGAACAUCGGAGGGACGACCUACACCCUAUUGAAGAACCUAGUAAGACCGCGACUGCCGCAAGAUCUCGAGUUGGAGGCGCUGAUUGACGUGCUAAAGAGGCACUACCAGCCCAAAGUAGUCGUCAUAGCGGAGCGAUUCAAGUUCUUCAAAAGACAACAGCGAGAAGGUGAGUCAAUCGCUGUGUAUUUGUCUGAGCUGCGUCGGUUAGCGAAGGACUGCGAGUUUGGGGAGUAUUUACAAACCGCGCUACGCGACCAACUCGUAUGUGGGUUGAAUAGUGAAGCACUACAAAGGAAAGUGUUGGCAGAGACAGACCUUACGUUAGAGAGGGCUCUGCAAAUAUCACAGGCAUUCGAAGCAGCGAGACAAGAGACAAGGAUUCUUCGUGGGUGUGCACCACAAGGUCCGCCCACUCUGAAGUCUGAGACCGCGUACAUUGUUCGGAAAGACAAGACAGGUGUCAAUACGAAAACCACGAAACACGGAAGUGGUGGCGAACAAGCAUGUCACCGAUGCGGAACGAAAGGGCAUACGCCACAGAAUUGUAGAUUUAAGACACAAACGUGCCAUUUUUGCAAGGGACAGGGGCAUAUUAGUCGAGUAUGCCGGAAGAGAAUGCAGAGUAGAGAUUCCAAAGACGCAACACGUGGAAAGGGGAAGCCCCGAACUACCCAUCAUGUAGAUGAGGAAUCGCUUAGUGUUGUUUAUAGUAUCUCAAACAAGAGAGGUGUCACAGUGGAAAUGGACGUUGCUGGAAGACAGAUAGAGUUAGAAAUCGAUACCGGAGUAACAGUUACGGUUAUCCCCACUAGUACAUAUCAGAAGUACUUGAAACAUAUACAGUCGCGCCCAAGUACCACCAGAUUGCACGCGUACAAUGGACAGCCCUUGAAUGUGCAAGGAGAAGCGGAAGUUCCUGUAAGAUACAAGGAACAGCAAGUAAAUGUAAAGUUUCAUGUGGUAAAAGUGAAGAACAAGCCCGUCAUCCUAGGAAGAGACUGGUUGAAACAUUUUAAACUAGAUUGGGAUUCAAUCUUCACUGUACAGAAAUUUCAGACAAUAGACCCAGUGGAAACCUUUCCACAGUUGUUUGGCACUGGGGUAGGUACAUUGGUUGGAUAUCAGGCCAACAUCAUGUUGAAUACAGAUGCCAAACCAAAGUUUCAUCGAUCCAGACCAAUUCAAUAUGCCUUGCAUGGUAAGGUCGAUGCUGAACUCGAACGGAUGCGGAAGAAAGGUAUUCUGAAACCAGUAGAGAAGAGUGAAUGGGCAUCACCCAUCGUGGUAGUUCGAAAGGGGGAUGGAAAUGUUAGAAUAUGUGGCGACUACAAGGUCACCAUCAACCCCUAUAUUGAUUUGGAUCAAUAUCCGAUGCCGAAUCCAGAUGACUUGUUUUCGACCUUAGCAGGAGGGAAGAAAUUUUCUCGUUUGGAUCUCAAGCAAGCGUAUCAACAGAUGUUAGUAGACCUCAGAAGUCAGCAAUACCUAACCAUUAAUACACACAAGGGCAUGUUUACGUACACAAGGAUGCCAUUUGGCAUAAGCUCAGCACCCAGUAUAUGGCAACAAGCUAUAGAUAACGUUUUAUCAGGACUGGACGGAGUCAUCUGCUACCUAGAUGAUAUUCUAAUAGUGGGCAACAGUGAUGAACAGCAUAACCACAGGUUAUUCAAGGUCUUGGAAAGACUUAACCAAGCCGGAAUUAAGCUAAAAAUGGAAAAAUGUGAAUUUGGCAAGUCCAAGGUAGAAUAUUUGGGGCACGUGGUGAGUGCAGAAGGCAUAUCCCCAUCUCGAAGUAAGAUGGAAGCGAUUCAAAAUGCACCUGACCCUAGUAACGUGACUGAAUUGAAGGCUUUCUUGGGACUUCUAAAUUAUUAUGGGAAGUUCUUACCUAAUUUGUCAUCGACAUUACAACCACUGUAUAUCUUACUGAAGAAACAGCAACGUUGGAAGUGGUUGGAUCAACAGAGAAAGGCAUUCCGGCAGGCAAAACAAAUACUAGUGAAAUCGGACUUACUAGUACAUUAUGAUUUGGGUAAGCCCAUCAAGUUAAGUUGUGAUGCUUCACCAUAUGGAGUAGGAGCGUGUCUAAGUCGUGUCAUGGAAGAUGGCACUGAACGCCCAGUCGCAUUUGCAUCACGAACACUAGCUCCAGCUGAGAAGAAUUAUGCUCAUUUAGAAAAAGAGGCCCUAGCCUUGAUUUAUGGAGUAAGACACUUCCAUAAAUACCUGAUGGGAAGAAAGUUUACGCUAUUAACCGAUUAUCGACCGCUACUGAGGAUUCUAGGAGCUAAGGAAGGAGUUCCUACGCUAGCAGCUGCACGACUGCAGCGCUGGGCACUCAUAUUAAGUGCAUACAGCUAUGAGCUAGAAUACAGGACAGGGCCGGAUAACAAGGAAGCUGAUGUAUUGUCUCGACUUCCUAUACCAGCAGAAGUGAUUGAUCCAAAUGAACAAAUCUUUGGAGUGGAUUAUUGUGAACCAUUGCUUAUGACUGCCAAAGAGAUUGCAAAGGCAACCCAAUUGAAUGUGGUGACAAGGAGAGCAUAUCAAUAUACUCGAUACGGAUGGACUACCAGAGAUGUGGACCAAUCCUUACAACCAUUUGCUAAACGUGCUAAUGAGUUAUCGAUCGAAGGAGGCUGCUAUUGUGGGGCAGCAGAGUUAUCAUCCCAGAGGAAUUGA
Messenger RNA from Corticium candelabrum, 2829 nucleotides. RefSeq lists its product as uncharacterized. The coding region runs from base 1 to 2829 and encodes 942 amino acids. The record is from RefSeq and is a predicted model, not a curated record. The transcript has a single exon. Gene Ontology annotation, molecular function: nucleic acid binding; zinc ion binding. NCBI's taxonomy places the organism in Eukaryota, Metazoa, Porifera, Homoscleromorpha, Homosclerophorida, Plakinidae.